Molecule: messenger RNA, 1170 nt
Organism: Lotus japonicus
Lineage: Eukaryota; Viridiplantae; Streptophyta; Magnoliopsida; Fabales; Fabaceae
Product: pentatricopeptide repeat-containing protein At2g15630, mitochondrial-like
Exons: 1
Coding region: 1-1170 (389 amino acids)
Molecular function (GO): protein binding
Source: RefSeq, a predicted model, not a curated record
AUGAAGGAAAAGGGGGUUCUGCCAAAUAUUGAAACUUGCAAUGACAUGUUGAUGCUGUUUCUCAAGUUGAAUAGAAACCUGGCUGAGGAGUUUAUUAGUCACAUGGAGAGCAUUGGGGUGAAGCCUGCUAUUUAUAAAUAUAACACACUCAUACACGACGGAGCGAAGUUCGAAGUAGCUUGUGUGAUAUUUGAGAGAAUGAAAGAUACAGGACUUUUCCUGGAUGCUUACAGCUAUAAUUCUUACAAUUUUGUGAUGUAUAAAGAAAGAGGGCUUGAGGAAACAUCUGAUUUACUGCCUAAGAUGUUAGAGUCAGAGUCAGAGUCAGGAUUGGUGCCACAUGCAGUAAUAUAUGAUGCCUUGAUUGAUAAGUGGUGCAAGAUAGGGGUUGUUGAGUGUUAUGAGAAACAGAACACAGAGGAUCUGGAUAAGGCUAUUGCAUACAAAGAUGAGAUGAUAAGCAGAGGCAUAGAGCCAACAAUUGUCACUUACACUUUGUUGAUUGAGGCACUGUUCGAGAUAGGGAGCGGUUUACGAGCUGAGGAUAUGAUAGAAGAAAUGCAAGAAAAAGGAUUGAAGUCGGAUGUUUAUACUUAUAACACAUUGAUGAGUGGGCAUGCCAAAUGCAAGCUUGUUGAUGCACCCUUAGUCUUUUAUGAAGAAAUGGUGGAGAAAAUGAUUCAGCCCAAUCUGGUAACAUAUAAUAACAUGAUGCUAAUGCGCUGCAGGUAUAGUAAGAUGAAGGAAGCUCGACAACUUCUUGAUGAGAUGAAGAGAAAGGGGUUCAAACUUGAUCAUAUUACUUACAAUCUAAUCAUUGGCGGUUAUUGUGAUGAUGGUGAGGUGAAUGAGGCUUUUAGAGUCCGUGAUGAAAUGUUGAAGAAUGGAUUUGAUCCUACCAUUACCACUUAUGACGCUCUUAUUAUAGGCUUGUGCAAUAACAAUGAAGUUGAGCACGCUGAAGAGCUCCUCAAAGAAAUGGUUAGUAAAGACAUUUGCACUCCUAAUGACAGGACCUACAAAGUUUUAACUAAGACCAUUAAGGAAACAACUCAUAAAGUUGGCAAAAAUGACGUGAUGGGAAAUGCCAGAUUCAGGAAUAUUCUUGAGAAUGACAAAUAUCUUCCAAUCUUUGCUAAUGAUAUGACAGAUGACGAAUUAGUUUCAUGA